CCGCCGCGUGGAGGACGCCGUUGUGGGAGUGAAACUACAGUUCCCUCAGAGCUACUCGGAGGUGUUAGUUGUCAAUAUGGCUGUUGUCAGACAGACAAAGCGGAGAGGCGAAUAAUUCGCCUCUGAUUAGAAAACCUUGGUAAAGGGUCGGACAGGACAGUGUUCGUCUAAUUGCCUCGCUGUUCGGCUGCAGCAGAAGACACAGCGACUCUUUGCCCGAGUUGCAAAGUUAAAUGGUUGAGGGGACGAUUUGAAGCGAGCAGCAGGAUGUCUGAGUUUAGCGAGGAGCCGCGCUUCACUAUCGAGCAGAUAGAUCUGCUGCAGCGGCUGCGUCGCUCCGGCAUGACCAAGCAGGAGAUCCUGCAUGCACUUGACACUCUGGACCGGCUGGACCGGGAGCAUGGCGACAAGUUUGGCCGCCGCACCUCUUCUUCCUCCUCCUCCUCCUCCUCUUUUGGAGUAGGCGGAGCAAGCAGCUGCACCAACAACUCUGCCUCUAAUGCAAAUACAGCAUCACACAACAAUAACAACACAGCCUCGGCAACCACCACCUCUUCCACAACAUGCAACGGCAACAACAAUGCCAUCAGCGUCGAGGGGAGUGCUGGCGAUCACUCAGCAGCCGCCGCCUCGUCCACAACCUCCAAAAUCUCCACCGCCACACAGACGCAGUACGGUAGCGGCGGAGGACUCUCGCCAUCUCCUAGCAACAGCUACGACACCUCCCCGCCUCCAGGGCCGCCACCGCCCUCUGCAAUCCUGCCAUCGCCAGUCAGCUUGGUGGCGCUGUCACAGAACGGGCGUGAUAGCUUAGCGGCCACGCCCAACGGAAAGCUUUCUCCUCCACGAUAUCCAGUGAACAGUGCGGCUGCAGCGCGGGCUUUCGGGUUUGAAGCCACAGAAGAAGACCUGGAUAUAGAUGACAAGGUGGAGGAGCUGAUGAGGAGGGACAGCAGCAUGGUGAAGGAGGAGAUCAAAGCGUUCCUGGGGAACAGGAGGAUCUCUCAGGCAGUAGUGGCACAAGUUACCGGCAUCAGCCAGAGCAGGAUCUCCCAUUGGCUGCUGCAGCAUGGCUCCGACCUGAGUGAGCAGAAGAAGAGGGCCUUCUACCGCUGGUACACGCUGGAGAAAACGACACCAGGUGCCACCCUCAACAUGCGGCCGGCGCCGUUGCCCCUGGAGGAGAUGGAGUGGAGACAAACCCCGCCCCCCCUCACCACCGCCCCUGGUACCUUCCGGCUGCGUCGUGGUAGUCGCUUCACUUGGAGGAAAGAGUGUCUGGCUGUGAUGGAGAGCUACUUCAACGACAACCAGUACCCAGACGAGGCCAAGCGGGAGGAGAUUGCAAACGCCUGCAACGCUGUGAUUCAGAAACCAGGGAAGAAGCUGUCAGAUCUGGAGAGGGUCACCUCGCUGAAAGUUUACAACUGGUUUGCCAAUCGUCGCAAAGAGAUCAAGAGACGGGCUAACAUUGAAGCCACAAUCCUGGAGAGUCAUGGGAUAGACGUCCAGAGUCCUGGAGGACACUCUAACAGCGACGACAUCGAUGGCAACGACUUCUCAGAGCAGGCCUGUGACCUUCCCUAUUUUGACAAGAGACCUCUCAGCCGACCGUUUGGCCUUUACCGACUGGAGCCCACCUCCCCAACCCAGAUAACAUCUCGACCUGCCGUACGUUUUCAGGACGACGGCGCGGCACACAGCGAGCACCAGGACCCCAUCUCUCUCGCCGUGGAAAUGGCCGCCGUCAACCACUCCAUCUUGGCCCUGUCCAGAGCCGGCGGCGUCCCCAACGACAUCAAGACGGAGUCCCUGGAGGACGAAUGAACUGCACAGGAAGUGGGACGGAGGAAGCGGCGGAGUCGAGAGGAGAAAAAAAAGGGAAGGAGGGGUUGAAAAUGUGGGGCUUUAUAAAAAAAACAAACAAGAGACGAUAAUAAUGCUACUUAGUAAACCUUCUGAAUCUG
Messenger RNA from Solea senegalensis (Senegalese sole), 1967 nucleotides. RefSeq names its product homeobox containing 1 b (gene hmbox1b). NCBI's taxonomy places the organism in Eukaryota, Metazoa, Chordata, Actinopteri, Pleuronectiformes, Soleidae. Gene Ontology annotation, cellular component: nucleus. The coding region runs from base 268 to 1827 and encodes 519 amino acids. The transcript is spliced from 10 exons. The record is from RefSeq and is a predicted model, not a curated record. Gene Ontology annotation, molecular function: double-stranded telomeric DNA binding. Gene Ontology annotation, biological process: positive regulation of DNA-templated transcription.